UCAGUAUGUAACAUGGAAAUGCUUCUACAAGUUCUACUGACUGUUAGGUUUCCAGUUUAAAUAGACUAUAUUUCACGUAACUUAUCUUAAAAUGCUUGCGGUUUGUUCCAAAAUAGCUUGUGUUCUUUUCUCCGGGGUUUUCAGUUAAAUCUGGUAACUGAGUUAAAAUCGCAGCACAUUCGCCCCACCCAGAAAUGUAAUGAGUCAUUGUACACUUUUAGACAUACAGGAAGCAUAGAGAUUCAGGAAAGUACAGCUGAGGUCUAAUGGCAACGCUAUAUUUUCUUGUGAUGACGCUGGAGUAUUGCAGGCAUUGAUGCCCCUUUUAGGAAUAGCACACCAGAGAGAAUUGCUCCAUCAUGUCCAAGGUAAAUGCGUCUCUUCCCGGCGGCCCAAGAAGCCCUGGCCCGGGUGAAGGACAUUGCAUAAUCUGCAUGGACGACAUCGUGGAGAAACGCACUCUGGAAAAGUGUAUGCACUCGUUCUGCGCGAGCUGUAUUAGCGAAGUUUUCAAAGUAAAACCUGCCUGCCCGAUAUGCAAUACAUUCUACGGCGCUUAUGUGGGAAUGCAACCGCAAAAUGGUUCGAUGGAAGUUACCCGAAACUGGGAGCGUUUACCCGGGUUCGAGUCCUGUGGAACCAUAGUAAUCGACUACCGUUUCCCAGCUGGUAUACAGGAGGCUGGCCAUCCAAACCCGGGGCGGCGGUACGCCGGCACAUCUCGGCGGGCGUUCCUGCCGGCGAACACGGAGGGGGAGCGCGUCCUUCGGCUGCUGCGGAGGGCCUUCGACCAGCGCCUCCUCUUCACGGUCGGCACCUCAGCCACCACCGGCCUCUCCAACGUCAUCACCUGGAACGACGUCCACCACAAGACCAACAUGCAAGGGGGACCACAGUGCUUUGGCUACCCAGAUCCAGGGUAUUUGCUGAGGGUCCAGGAUGAGCUCAGGUCAAAGGGUGUGACUGAAGAUGUCGUCAGCAAGCCUGUGGACAGAGAGUCCUGAGAAAGCACAGGCCCGAUAUUAACCCGCCUGCCGGGCUCAUUUUGUGGACUGACGUAAUGACCGGCAGUGGCAAGCUGCACUGCGCACUGUGCCUGGUGUGCUAUGACUUAAAGGUCGGCUCUGAAGGCAUCAGCUUGAGGUUGGUGCGCUUACAGGCCCUGGAUGUUCCUUUGAUAUUUUCAGGAGGACCCUACUGCCUCCCUUCCCUUCUCAACAAAAGCCAAUCUUUAUUACACCCAGGUAGAUGAAACGACGCAGUGUAGAACUCGGUUUCCUUAUUUUGACUCUGAAUUCAAGCUAUGCAAACAAUGUGGGAUGAUGAUGAUGCAGAAAGUCUCGCAUUAAAAAGGUCUCAUCUGGGUAUUUAAUUUAAAGAAAUAGUUCACUUUCUGCUGUUUUAUAUAUUAGUUCUGUUUUAGCCUGGCUAACGGCAGCCAUGCAGCAAUUCCUUGGCCAGGCCAGCUGCAUCUAAACCAUGCCUCUGUGGUCCUUAACUUUGGAGUGAAGAGCAUUUAAACUGUGCCACAAAGAAGUAACAUGACAUAUUUGGGAAUAAAUACUAUAAAUUGAAUAUGCUCAUAUGUAUAGUCUCCACAAACAUAAUGCUGUUGUAUAAUAAUGCUGCUUGGGAUUUACUGGAAGUGUAUUUUCUUGCUUUAAUCCACAAACCCAUCAAUGCCCCUGUACUAGCCAAUGUAAUGCCAGCAGGUCAUCAGAAACUUCAGGAAGUAUCUAAAUCUCCUUCAUUGCACAAAACACUGUCUGGGCCACUGAAGAACAUAUACUACAUCUGGAAUGAUAUUCUUAAAAAUCCAGAAAGUGAACUAUCCCUAUGCAUUCAGGAGUCCCAGCCCCCACCAUCCCAACACUGCCUUGAUACUUAUUUCAUUGAACCCUCACACACUACUCUGAAAUUACAACCUGUCUUUUUCUCAGUGUCACAAAGGGACAUAUUCAGCACCCUUCAUCUUCUGGGAGGUGUCAUCUGUAACGGUCUCCUCCUGCAGAUUGUCCCUUGUCACAGUCACCUUGGUAACAGUGUAAACACGGAGGUGUGUGCACAUACAAUAGUACAGUAAUGUAGCCACAGGUGCAAUGUGCAAGUCCUUGUGAUUGCAUCACAUUUGGGAGCAGCAUCUGUGUGCGGGUACUGUGUCUCCUCAGCCCAGUGACAUCGUAACCAACAGCUCAGUUUUGUGUAUAUAUGAGCUAUGAGAUAUACUGAUGUUCCUAGUGCAAUAAACCAAUUAUGUGGCUUGAAAA
Molecule: messenger RNA, 2267 nt
Organism: Conger conger (European conger)
Lineage: Eukaryota; Metazoa; Chordata; Actinopteri; Anguilliformes; Congridae
Product: probable E3 ubiquitin-protein ligase DTX3
Exons: 3
Coding region: 360-1004 (214 amino acids)
Biological process (GO): Notch signaling pathway; protein ubiquitination
Source: RefSeq, a predicted model, not a curated record